AUGGCAACGAGGACAACAGUUCGGCUCGCGAGGUCGGCCUGCGCUUCCGCGAGGGCCAGCCGCCGCUCCUCACCGCAUCUCCAGUCCGCCAGUCCCUGUUCUUUCGCUGCGGCGCAUCAUGGCUCUGGUGUGGGCAGCGUUAGUCCGCCCGUGCCGUCCUCUGGAAGAAGAGAGCUCGUGUAUGGCUUGUGCUCAGGUGGCGGGUGCCGCGGUGGUUUGCUGGCGCGGCAGUUCCAUUCCACUACUCCUUCCCAGUCCAGCUACAACAAUGCAGCUCAGGUCCCUCCCCACAUCUCUUGUUUGCUGUUUUCGUAUUCGUACGUCUAUCACUCGCAUUUCUCUGCAAGUCGAGGCAAAGCCUACUGAGAUUUAUUGAACUUUAUGUGUUUGUUAUUUUUUUGGCCAUUUUUUCGUUAGUUUUUUUUCCACGAGGAGGUAUGUGAAGGAAAAGAGGGAGCCUCGAGUAAGUGAUUGGUCGCCGCACCUCGUUCGAGUGAAAUUGUUAAUUAUUCUCCUUUAUGGACUAUUCGCAUCGUUACCGACUGAUGGCAUCCUUCCCCGUUGUUUUCAUUCCAUGCGGAAAAUGAAUGGUAAGAUGGGUAUUGUAUGCAAGCAAGGGAUGUGCUCAGUCCGUCUGUAAAUGGGCCAUUGGGGUGUUCGCGAACAAAAUAUCAUUUCGGAAGAUGCAGAAGUACUUUUGGAUGCCUGUAACUUAUUUCGUUCGUUUCACCGUCAGCUUUUGAAAUGUGAAAGUUGAGAAGUAAUAAUUCGUCAAAGUGUGAAGUGUGGGUUGCUGGUUUAGAUGCUUUCGUAAAGACUAUGAAGAAAUAAGAUAUGGGGCAAACUGAAGUUGAUUGCCAUGAUAUGGGAGUGAAUCUGGUAUCAUUUCGAACCUGGCUUUUCAUUUGUAUCUCGCAGACUCUACAGAGUGAGAUGGAUUAUAAUUACCUGCAACCAGAAGGCUGUUAAGAGUAUGAAUACAAGGUUUUUUAUGAUUUAUGGAGAUACGAAAUCAGUUCGACUUCUCUUGCUUUUUGCUGCUAUUAAUUCCCGAGAUUUUGUCUCGUUGAAUAUCUUUCUUGCAAGAAAAAUGAAAGCUGUUGUCUUAUAUUCCUUUAAUGUCGUUCCAUGUACAUCAUAAAGAUUUGUAACCAAUUUUUAAGGAUAUUUUACUUCACCUGCGAAGCCUCCUACAAGCGGCUGCGUUGAUAAAUUUUGUGCUACUUCCAUCUAGUCCUGGAAUCAAUUAGUUCAAAUGUUGAGUUAGUGUGAGACUUUAGCUCGAGCUUUAUGUUGUUUCAAACUAGCAUAUGUAUAUAUUUCUAAUCAUGUAUUUCGAAAUCAACGUCCCUUAAUCCAGCUUUAGAUUCUAUUCAGUUAGAAUGAAUAACUGACCUGCAAGGAGCUGCUAAUUGCAUUGUUCAUUAAAACUUCUUAGAUCAUUUUUUUUUAAAAGUUAGGUUUUUUUUCUAACAGAUCAGUCAAUCCGAUUUUACCGAAAUGGCAUGGGAGGGGAUCGUUGGUGCAGUUGAGGCAGCAAGGCAAAACAAACAACAAAUAGUGGAAUCUGAGCAUUUGAUGAAAGCUCUUCUAGAGCAGAAGGAUGGCUUGGCUCGUAAGAUAUUUACAAAGGCUGGGAUUGACAACACUUCUGUGUUACAGGCUACUGAUCAAUUUAUCUCCCAGCAGCCCAAGGUACAACAUUAAAUCGCCUUUACCUUCGUCACACACGAUGACUGGAAAUCUUGGUUUAGCUAUGGUUUCUAACUUGUGAGUACUCUAGGUAACUGGUGACAUCAGUGGGCCAAUAUUGGGUUCAAGUCUUGGUUCUCUCAUAGACAGUGCCAAAAAGCAUAAAAAAGAUUUGGCAGAUGAUUUCCUUUCUGUCGAGCAUCUUAUCUUAUCAUUCCAUAAUGAUAAGAGAUUUGGCCUACAAUUAUUGAAGAAUCUCCAACUUUCCGAGGAACAGCUAAAGGAUGCCAUCUUAGCAGUGCGGGGAAAUCAAAGAGUUACUGAUCAAAGUAAGUGUACUUUGUUGUACUCUAUCCAUUUUAUGGCUCCAUAUUGUAAUUUAUUUGACCGAUUAUGGUUGUAAAAUAAUUUCUACAUCUUUGACACCUUUCCCCGCUAGUUUCAGUGAAUAAAGUUGAACUCAUGAAAUUCACUUUUUGUGAAUAUUAUAUAUCAAUUUUCAUUCAUGUGAAUUACCGCACUCAUGAACUGCCUUGAUGGCCAUAUCCCAUCAGUUUGUAAUUGGUCUCUGAGGAUUUCAGUUUCGAUGAAUAGAAUCGUCUGAAUCUCCGAUGAAAUUUCAUAGACAACAGAAAUCAGAUUUGUUGUCAAUCAAGAAGUCAAGAAUUGAAUCGAUGUUACUAAAUUCUGUCCACAAGGGGUUCCAGCUAUAUAUGUCAUCUCCUGAUGCUUUAUGAGCUAUGUUUGAUGUUGUAUUAGUUUUGUACGUAAUGAUUCUUUUGGGGUAUUUAUGAUCGUUGAUUGUAAUGAUUACCUUGUUGUUCAAGAUCAUUAUUAUUUACAAUUAUUUAGUUAAAAUUCGCUGUUGUAAUGAUUAUUUGUUUUCUCUCUCCUUUUUAUAUUAAUUGAAGGGUUUUAAAAUUUUCUCUUUAUUUUCUGUUCUUUUCUCUUUUUCGUGUCCCACAAUAUGCAUUGAUAUGUAUCCUGUUCUUUUAAAUGUAGAUCCCGAAAGCAAAUACCAGGCCCUUGAAAAGUACGGAAAUGACCUGACUGAGCUUGCUAAACGCGGUAAGUUGGACCCCGUCAUUGGCCGAGAUGACGAGAUACGGCGUUGUAUUCAGAUAUUAUCAAGGAGAACCAAAAACAACCCUGUCAUAAUUGGUGAGCCUGGUGUUGGGAAAACUGCCAUCGCUGAAGGGUAUUCAUUUUUUCUUUUUAAAGAGAUGCUACAUUUCGCUAUUCAACUAAUUCUUUUUUUAUCUAGAUCCUACAUGUUCAUGUGCAUUUGUGAGUGGGCAGUGUGUCUUGUAAUAACGAUGAAGGUGACUCUCAGGAUUUUGAGAGCUCUGAGAUCGUUGAAUCAUCUCAGGAUUAUGGUCUCUAUUGCUCUUGUUUGGGGAUUUUCUAUGGAGAUUUUCAUGCUUGUAGGUUCGUGUAUCUAAUUUUUCGUACUUGUGUCUUUGUGGCACCCUCCUCUAUAAAAAUAGAAAGUGCUCAUGUAACUUAACGGGAGGGGUAGAGGGGGAGGGACAAGGAAAGAAAUCACAGUUGUGUCAUGAUUUCUAUAUCCCUUUUAAAACCACUUUGAUUCGUCCAAGUAGUGCAAGGCAAAAGCGUGAUCAUGUUGUCACGUCUGAAAAAUCUAGGUUUUCUAUGGCACCGCCCAAAAGUCUCUUUUUUGUCAAGCCGAAUCCUUUUAGUGCAGCCGUCCAAAGGGUAAUCAUAUCUCAUGGUAAGUGGGAAAAGCUCUACAUCUAGCCAAUGCCUUGAAUUCAGAUCCUCAGAGAAGUCAUGGCUCGAAUGAUAUGUGUUCAAGAUAGUAUGGUGAAGAAUAGUCGAUCCAUCCCCAUUCCUCAAAUCUGCUAAAAUUGCUUUGCAUUGCCAAAGGGGACGACGGUUCAAAUCGUCGCUUAAUAUUAUUCUGAAAUUGUGACCUGAAUCUCAUUUGUCUGUAUGCAGAUUAGCUCAGCGGAUCGUGCGCGGUGAUGUCCCCGAACCUUUGUUGAACAGGAAGGUUAGCUUCCCUUUGUAAGCCCACAUGUUCUUUAUGUCUCACUUGUUCCAGCAGCAUCUUCAACAGAUAUAUGAAAAAAAAGAAAAAUAUAUUUCACCCCGGAGAUCUCAUGAAUUUAUUACUAUUAUUCACUGUUCUUUCCUUUUUUGUUCUCUUCUGUUCGAUUUCACCGGAGUUAUCUUUCUUCUACGAAUCUGUGUGAUUAACGCUUGCUGAUUCUCAAUGGUCCUUUGAUCAAGUGGGCUUUGUCCUUGCCUGUACCCUUCAUCUUGUUUUCUAAAAGAAAGCACAAUUUCAGAGAUUUUAGCAUAAUGUCAUCAUUUAGUACACACGACUUGCCGAGAGAGGAUGAACACCAUGCAUAACUUUCACCUUGCACCUAAUUAAAACGGUUGAAUGAACCAGGGAGGCAACAGCAUUGCACACACACGUGUAUGAUCACGGCUUGCCUUCCCUUGUGCGCCUUGAAACCCUAGUACUGAUUAGCUUCUAUCAUUGUACGGCAGGUUCUUCCUUAUGCGUUUGCUUCUUGCCACUCUGAUAAAUAUAAUCGCUUUUGCAUUGGGCCUUCUCGCAGCUGAUCUCAUUAGAUAUGGGCUCAUUAAUAGCUGGCGCCAAAUUUCGUGGGGACUUCGAGGAAAGGCUGAAAGCCGUCCUGAAAGAAGUCACUGCUUCCAACGGACAGAUCAUCUUAUUUGUUGAUGAGAUCCAUACAGUCGUCGGUGCAGGUAAUCAUUUUUCUUGUUAUUAUCAUUAUUUUUUUAUAUAGAAAUGAUCGUAUUAUCGUGGGUUGACCAUGGAUAGGAGCCACUGGGGGGGCGAUGGACGCCAGCAACCUGCUGAAACCGAUGCUGGGGAGAGGAGAGCUGCGCUGUAUCGGAGCGACCACAUUGAACGAGUACAGAAAGUAUAUCGAGAAGGAUCCUGCUCUGGAGCGUAGAUUCCAACAGGUAUUCUGUGGUCAACCCUCUGUGGAAGACACCAUCUCCAUCCUCCGUGGACUGCGCGAACGCUAUGAGCUUCAUCAUGGCGUUAAGAUCUCCGACAGCGCCCUCGUUUCGGCCGCCGUUCUUUCUGAUCGUUACAUCACUGAGCGGUUCUUGCCCGAUAAAGGUAAAAGAAAAAAGAAAGAGUCUGUGGACUCUACGCGCCGUGGGGGGGUUCUUGUUCUUGUUUAAUCUCGCGGCUUUCUUUCUUGCAGCGAUCGAUCUCGUUGAUGAGGCGGCGGCGAAGCUGAAGAUGGAGAUCACUUCGAAACCCACCGAGUUGGAUGAGGUGGACAGAGCCGUGUUGAAGCUGGAGAUGGAGAAACUGUCCCUGAAGAACGACACGGACAAGCCGUCCAAGGAACGGCUCAGCAAGCUGGAAGCAGACCUGGCCGCCCUCAAGCAGCAGCAGCAGGAGCUCUCCCAGCAUUGGGAGCACGAGAAGGCCCUCAUGACUCGGAUCAGAUCCAUCAAAGAAGAGGUGAGAAAAAAAAACCCCAACAAUGAUCGAAACCCAGAAAAGUUCCUGUUGACUUCCUUGCUUAAAUUCAGGUCGACCGGGUCAACUUAGAAAUGGAGGCAGCUGAGCGGGAGUACGACUUGAGCCGGGCGGCGGAACUCAAGUACGGGACGCUGAUAAGCCUCCAGAAGCAGCUGGAAGAGGCCGAGAAGAAUCUAGCCGAGUUCCAAGAAUCGGGGAACUCGAUGCUCCGCGAAGAAGUCGCUGACUUUGACAUCGCGGAGAUCGUGAGUAAGUGGACGGGCAUCCCCAUCUCGAACCUUCAGCAGUCGGAGAGGGACAAGCUGGUCCUCCUGGAACAGGUCCUCCACCGGCGGGUCGUGGGCCAGGACAUCGCCGUCAAAUCCGUGGCUGACGCCAUCCGACGGUCCAGAGCGGGCCUCUCGGACCCCAACCGGCCCAUCGCGAGCUUCAUGUUCAUGGGCCCCACCGGCGUUGGCAAGACGGAGCUCGCCAAGGCCCUCGCGGGCUACCUCUUCAACACGGAGACCGCGCUCGUGAGGAUCGACAUGAGCGAGUACAUGGAGAAGCACGCCGUCUCCCGACUUGUGGGAGCGCCGCCAGGGUACGUGGGCUACGAGGAGGGCGGGCAGUUGACCGAAGUCGUCCGCCGCCGGCCCUACUCUGUGGUCCUCUUCGACGAGAUCGAGAAGGCCCAUCACGACGUCUUCAACAUCCUGUUGCAGCUGCUGGACGACGGGAGGAUCACCGAUUCGCAGGGGAGGACCGUCAGCUUCACCAACUGCGUCGUCAUCAUGACCUCCAACAUUGGGUCCCACUUCAUACUGGAAACCCUCAGGAACACCCAGGACACCAAGGACGCGGUCUACGAGCUGAUGAAGAGGCAGGUGUUGGAGUUGGCUAGGCAGACCUUCCGCCCCGAGUUCAUGAACCGCAUCGACGAGUACAUCGUCUUCCAGCCCCUCGACUCCAAGGAAAUCUCCCGCAUCGUAGAAAUACAGGUAAUAAAUGCAACUACAAAUCUCUCUUCUAUUUGGGCUCCCCUUCUGGUUUUGGUUGUGGUUAGAGACUUUCUCUCUCUCUCUCUCUCUCUCUCUCUCUCUCUCUCUCUCUGGAAUUCUGUCUUGCUCUUUCUUCUUCUGGUGGGGUUCUCUAGUUCCUUCUGAUGGGUUCUUGUUUGUUUUGUGAUUGGUUGUGGUGGGCAGCUGGGGAGACUGAGGGAGAGGCUGAAGCAGAGGAAGAUCGAGCUGGAGUACACGAGGGAGGCGGUGGCGCUGUUGGGCACGUUGGGGUUCGAUCCCAACUUCGGGGCGAGGCCGGUGAAGAGGGUGAUCCAGCAGAUGGUGGAGAACGAGAUCGCUCUCGGGGUGCUGAAAGGUGACUUCAAGGAGGACGAUUCCGUCGUCUUGGACGCCGACCACUCCCCUCAGUCAACGGAUCACCCGGCUCACCCUCGACUGGUCAUCCGGAAGCUGGACAACGCCUCCCCUCGAGACACCCUCGUGGUCAACAACUGA
Molecule: messenger RNA, 6690 nt
Organism: Spirodela intermedia
Lineage: Eukaryota; Viridiplantae; Streptophyta; Magnoliopsida; Alismatales; Araceae
Source: the annotation of a GenBank genome assembly